AUGAAUGAAUCUCCACGCAAGGCUGCUCUGUCAGAGAGCAGCCAGAAUGAGCUUUCGUCGGGGCCUUCUGCUGCUGAUGCCUCGGGGAGAAUGCUUUCUUUAUUGUCUCAGUCAGAACUGCGGCAGCAACUCGUUUGUCAGGUGCGUUACUUCCUAUCGGGAAAGCUGUUGAAUUGCGCAUGUGAGGAGGGGGGUUUCUAUGAAUGCACAAGCUUAGAACAGUGCGGAGAGGAUCAGAAAACGGCGAAGAAAACUCUUGCUUUUAAGGCGACUCUCUCGCUCGUUCUUCUGUGGCUCAAGGCACAUGGCCUUGUUCACACAGCAGGAGUACUGUGCCCAGAGGCUGACAUACGAACCAGUGAUAUACUGUCGCAAGAGGAAUGCCAGACCGUUUUACAGCUUCCAAAAACACUUCUCAGAAGACCAGCCAAUCUAUGUGUGUCUUCGGGGCUUCAAUGGAAUUUACUCGACCGCUUGAUAGAUGCUGCUAGCCAGUAUGGUGCUGCCCAAACCCCUAACCGGCCAAGAAGCACUGAUGAAGUGCUUGCAGCAGAGAGCAGAGCCUGCAGAGCAGGUGACACUGGAUGCUUUCCUAGCGAUGGAGGAGCAAGUUCCCCUUGCAGAACCGGGCGAACUGAAUACGUACAACGGACGAAGAGGAUCAAAGGGGCAUCCUGUCCACCCAGGAGUGCUCGCAAGCAAAAAGUUGAAUCCAUGGUUUCUGUGCCCUUCGACUCUCCAACAUCUCGCAGUUCACCUGUAGAUGGUAUAAGGUGGAAUGAUUGGCGCGAAACGACACAGAACAAGAUGCUACUUUUGGAAGCUCAUUUAAAAGGCCUCGAGCUGCGCGAGUCGUCGAAAAAACUAUUUGCCGUCAGCGAAGACUCCCGAAAAAUAUUGGACCUACGCAUUGCCAAUUUAGAAGGUGCAUGUGAGAAACGGAUGCGGCAGCUCGAGGAAGCAAUAGAUCAGGCAACAGGAAGUCAAGGAACUGAAGCACUAGACAGUACAGUUGGAGCCCAAGUCACGAUGCAUGAGGCAAAAAGCAAACUAGAGGUCAGCUUCGCUCAACAGAAGGAACGAGAAGCACGGCUGACCGAACGCGAAACGAAAUUGUCAGAGAGAGAACGCCUUCUGGAUGCUAGGGAAAAAGACCUGCUGAGGGCAGCAUUAAACAUCCAUAAAGAUGAUUUUCGUACAGAGCAAAAUGAAACGAACAUGUUGCUGACACAGGAAAAUGCAAGUUUCCGUUCCCAGCUUGCGCAAGCAAAGAAACAGGUGAAAAUGCUAGAGGCGCAGUUGCAAAAGCAGGCGGCUGAAUGCAUGCAUGAAUACGUGAAUUAUACCCAGCCUACUCAUACAGCCGCAACGAAAAAUCCAGAAGAGCUUGUCGCUUGCGCAAACCAUCCCUCACUGGAGGAGCCGUCGAUUACCCAGCGAGAUGUAAGUUCAGAACACGCUGCUCAACUAGCACUGAAACAGGAAUAUGAGGGCCACGUGGCGCGCUUGACGGACGAGAUUCAACGCAGCAAUGACCGAAUACGAAAUAAAGAUGCGGAAUUUAAGCUUCUCGUUGUGGAGCUUGAGUCUGCUCGACGCAAACACGCUGAGGCACAAAGGCGCCUGAAGAAAAUGCAGAAGCUUUAUGAAGCAGCACGAGCUACAUGCGUUCAACACAGAAAGCUGGCAUCAUCGAUGUCUCUCUCGCUCAGUUGUAUUGAUUUCGCUGUGGAGCCGCCGGCUGAAUUCGCGGAUCGGGGAGUGCGUGACCUCCUUGGUGGCGAAAAUGUUUCUCCUAAUGCGCACGAUUUACAGUCUAUUGCGGGCAAUGCUCCUGAGGUGAUUAAGAAUGGCCAGCCUCCAGCCGAAGAAUAUGGAGUGAGGGGAGAUUAUUGCCCGUGGAACAGUUGGGGUGACUUAAACAACGGAUUCCCUAGAAAGGAAAUUGACGACCAGAGUUUGUUGAACGCUUCAUGCGAUCUGCAGAAACAAAGCUACAAGUCACAGAGUUCUCAAACAAUCGAGAACCUUGCAGACAGCACUGCUCCUGAUUUCCAACGUUGCAGUAUUGCUGCCUCGGAAAGGCAACCUGUUGGCUCUCUUGGUUUCCGUACCGCCAAUGCUGAUUUACAGAUACAGUCCCAGAAGCUAAACGACACUUCAAACGCUGUGGAGAGAACUGUUUGUACACCCCUAGUGCGCUCGGGCCAUGCAGGUACGGACACAAGCGAUCCAAGGGAAUGCACAUCAGCUAGUCAAGAGCGACAUUAUCGAAAGUUCAGUCCCCCUGUAAGUGGAGAGUCUGGGCAAUCCAACAGUAAUGUUUUGAGAGAUGUAUCUAAAGAAGUAGCCGGCACAUCUCGUUCUUCUGCCCCACUCCUCUUCCCAGAAACUGCUUCCGAAGCGCCACCGCUACGUGAAACGACUUCAGCUGGGGUUGAUUUGCACUGCGUUCCGCUGAAGCAAGCGGCUUCAGUGAGCUUGUCUCAUGGCCUCUCAAAAGCUUCAGAGGAGAGCGCAACAAUGGACAAUUUCUCCGAGCGACACCAGGGGGCAGAAGUUGAUCACCGCCGGCGAAAUCCCUGCAGCAAAAAGUUGGAGGCAAAACCAGGAAAUACAUGCCAAACGGGCCCAGAGCAUGAAGAAAGCCAAAAUAUGGGAUAUUCGGCCGCUGGGCGGUCGCUGCCUUCCCCUGAAAACAGUGAUGAACCGCUUGCCUCAAACGCCCCUCUCAACGACAAAGGCAUGGCCGCACCCCGAUUGCCUCCUGAAGGGGUUCCAAAUGAACUUCCCUGCAAGGACCCCGUAGCAAUAACAAUAACGCGCACGCCAUCCAUAGAAAGACAGUUAAAGGGCUCAGGGCAUGAAUGCCCGUCGACAGUAAUCGAGAAUCACAGCACACAUAAUGCGUCGGAGGCUGCGUCAGCGAGGCACGUGCAGGAGUUUACAGUAACAGCUUCACCACGUUCUCCGAGAGAAAAUACCAGCGGUGGCAGGCAGCCGCCCGCUUCAACUCCACCAGGUUCCUGUGGACGAGAGAUCCACUGCUUCUCGCCUGUUGCAGAGAACAUAUCUCGGGAGCGCUCGCCACGGGCGAAUGACGGUGCCAUAGGCUCUCACCUGCAAAGUCCAUGGGCGGAAGCUUCCAUUGCUUCAUCUCUGCCAGAAUCUCCCCAGGUUCUGUCAAAUUUUCCUUCUCUUUCCUGCCCUGUGGCUGCCACAAUCGAAGCUAUUCCUUCCCCCACCCGUUCUAAAGUAGAUUGCCGCGAAGGCUGGACCGCUCUUCGCAGGAAGCCUCCCUCCUACACCAGCGGCAUUCCGGCCUCAUCUUCCCCCUCAGAGCACGAGUGGCUGGCUUGUAUUUCCCCUACAGACCCAGUCAUUCGCACUAACGCAACAGCAGAUAAUCAAAACGAGGCAUGA
This is a messenger RNA of Eimeria acervulina, 3423 nucleotides long. Its product is annotated as Proteophosphoglycan 5, related. Bases 1 to 3423 code for a protein of 1140 amino acids. Lineage: Eukaryota; Apicomplexa; Conoidasida; Eucoccidiorida; Eimeriidae. The transcript has a single exon. The record is from RefSeq and is a predicted model, not a curated record.